This is a messenger RNA of Staurois parvus, 357 nucleotides long. The record is from the annotation of a GenBank genome assembly. NCBI's taxonomy places the organism in Eukaryota, Metazoa, Chordata, Amphibia, Anura, Ranidae.
AUGACGCAGACUCCAAAACAUAUCUCAGUGUCUCCAGGAGAGAAAGUUCAGAUAAACUGUAACUCAAAUUCUGAUGUCACUUACUCAGAUGGUGACAGUCUAAUAUAUUGGUUCCAAAAAAGAAAGCUGAUCAACCCCCAAAACGUCUUAUCUAUUGGGCAACCAAUCGCCAGUCUGGAGUCCCGGACAGAUUCAGUGGCAGUAGAUCUGGAACUCCGCAUGAUUAUUUCACUCUUACAAUCAAUGGGGCUCUGGCAGAAGAUGAAGCCGAGUAUUACUGUAUGCAGGGAAAGAGCUUCCCGCUCACACAGUGAUACAACGCCGUACAAAAACCUCCUUCCUCUUUUAUAUAGUUAG